AUGAAGGCCUUUAUUACUGGCGCAUCCGGCUUCAUUGGCGAAGCUGUGGUAAAGGAAUUCCUCAGCCACGGCCAUCAGGUCCUUGGGCUCGCCCGAACUGAACAAAGCGCCGAGAAACUCCAAAAAUUAGGUGCUAAAGUCCAGCGCGGGACUCUUGACGACCUAGACAUUCUCAGACAAUGCAUCGCAUCGUCUGAUGGAGUCAUCCAUCUGGGCUUCAAGCAUGAUGAGUUAGCAACGGACUUCCUUCGUGUUUGGGAAGACGACCGCAAGGUCGUCACUGCGAUAGGAGAGGCUCUCGAACAUUCCGGAAAGCCUUUCAUCAAUGCUUCCGGUACUCUCAUUGUAUCGCACGCUGCAAAAGCCACGGAAGUCGACAUGCCCGAUAUGUCCAACCCUCAGUUUUCCCACCGAGCACAAUCUGACAAGCUCGUCUUGAGCUUCGCCGAGAAGGGUGUUCGCGCUCAAGUUCUGCGACUAGCUCCGACCAACCAUGGAGAAGGGGAUCGUGGCUUCAUCAACAUGAUAGCUGCCAAGGCAAGGGAAAUUGGUUAUGCACCCUACAUUGCUGAUGGGUCAAACCAUUGGCCUGCUGUCCACCGCCUUGAUACCGCCAGGCUUUACAGACUCGCAUUUGAGUCCGGAAAGGCAGGUUCUGUUUAUCACUCUGUUGCGGAGGAGGCAAUCCAGACUAAGGAAAUUGCAGAGGCGAUUGGCCAGAAGUUUGGGGUGCCGGCAGUCAGCAAGACCAAAGAAGAGGUGAUUGAUCUUCUUGGUUUCGUCGGCCAUGCGUUAGCCGCGGACAAUAUAGUCUCUAGUGAGGAAACAAGAAAGGAACUGAAGUGGGUUCCAACACAACGCGGACUUAUUGCUGAUAUUGAGGCGGGAGCGUACACUGGGGAGUCGAAAUAUUCCAAGUUUUAA
This is a messenger RNA of Clonostachys rhizophaga, 924 nucleotides long. The record is from the annotation of a GenBank genome assembly. Lineage: Eukaryota; Fungi; Ascomycota; Sordariomycetes; Hypocreales; Bionectriaceae.